GUAGCCCAAAAUAAGAGCAUUGAUUCCUCCUCUACCUGCUCAGAGCUGAGAAUGAAGCGGAGAGCAUCAGACAGAGGAGCUGGGGAAACGUCGGCCAGGGCAAAGGCUCUAGGAAGUGGGAUUUCCGGAAAUAAUGCAAAGAGAGCUGGACCAUUCAUCCUCGGUCCCCGUCUGGGCAACUCACCGGUGCCGAGCAUUGUGCAGUGUUUGGCAAGGAAAGAUGGCACAGAUGACUUCUACCAGCUGAAGAUCCUGACCCUGGAGGAGAGGGGAGACCAAGGCAUAGAGAGCCAGGAGGAACGGCAAGGCAAGAUGCUGCUGCACACUGAGUACUCGCUGCUCUCCCUCCUCCACAUGCAGGACGGCGUGGUUCACCACCAUGGCCUCUUCCAGGACCGCACCUGUGAGAUUGUUGAGGACACAGAAUCCAGCCGAAUGGUUAAGAAGAUGAAGAAACGCAUCUGCCUUGUCCUGGACUGCCUCUGUGCACACGACUUCAGCGACAAGACUGCCGACCUCAUCAACCUGCAGCACUACGUCAUCAAGGAGAAGAGGCUCAGCGAGCGGGAGACCGUGGUCAUCUUCUAUGAUGUGGUUCGUGUGGUGGAGGCCCUGCACCAGAAAAACAUCGUGCACAGAGACCUGAAGCUGGGAAACAUGGUGCUCAACAAAAGGACGCAUCGAAUCACCAUCACCAACUUCUGCCUCGGGAAGCAUCUGGUGAGCGAGGGGGACCUGCUGAAGGACCAGAGGGGGAGCCCUGCCUACAUCAGUCCUGACGUGCUCAGCGGCCGGCCGUACCGUGGUAAGCCCAGUGACAUGUGGGCCCUGGGCGUGGUGCUCUUCACCAUGCUAUAUGGCCAGUUCCCCUUCUACGACAGCAUCCCACAGGAGCUCUUCCGCAAGAUCAAGGCUGCCGAGUACACCAUCCCUGAGGACGGGCGGGUUUCUGAGAAUACUGUGUGUCUCAUUCGGAAGCUGCUUGUCCUCGACCCCCAGCAGCGCCUGGCCGCCACUGAUGUCCUGGAGGCCCUCAGUGCCAUCAUUGCAUCAUGGCAGUCCCUGUCAUCUCUGAGCGGGCCUUUGCAAGUGGUUCCUGACAUCGACGACCAAAUGAGCAAUGCAGACAGCUCCCAGGAGGUGAAGGUGACAGAGGAGUGCUCCCAGUACGAGUUUGAGAACUACAUGCGGCAGCAGCUGCUGCUGGCGGAGGAGAAGAGCUCCAUCCACGAGGCCCGGAGCUGGGUGCCCAAGCGGCAGUUCGGCAGCGUGCCGCCAGUGCGGCGGCUAGGCCACGACGCCCAGCCCAUGACCUCCUUGGACACAGCCAUCCUGGCACAACGCUACCUGCGGAAAUAGCAGCUUCGGCCAGGGGCACCAGCACCGCCACCACCUCUUCCAGCCCCCAGCCAGGGCUUGGCUGUGGGGGCUGAGCCCUGUAGUGCUAGACUCUCCCGGGCUGCAACGGGGACAGGGCAGGGACAGGGACAGCCCAGGUCACACGUGGGGUCAGCAGAGGUACCACGAAGCUACCUUUUGGGAUGACUGCUAGAUAACUAAUCUGCUUUUAAUCAUGACGUUUUAAUCUACCUCUGUCUCUUUAACCAUGCUGUCUCUGGACUGAGAGGGAAGAGAGAGCCUGCCCGCCCACCCCAGGGCCUGACCCAGCCGCUGCCCACCUAACCCGGGCGCUGCUCCCCACAGUCCAAAUAAGCUGAAAGUGCAGCUCACUGCUGGCCCCCAGAAUGAGCGCCCACUCCCCCUUCUCCCCUAGGCACCUGCCACAGCCUGUUUCCAUCCCUCCCUUCUGACCCCAGGCCCCUCAGUCCAAGCUUUGGAAAACCUUCACCUCAUCCUAAGCUGAAUUCAAAUAUAUUUAUUUUUUUACUGUAACCAGCUUCUCUCCCAUCUCUAGGUGGCUCGCCCAUGGCCACUCCCUGUCCCCAGCCUGGCUGGACAGCAGGGAGUCCACAGCCCACACGGGGGCUCCCUCCUCACCCCCCAGGCACAGAGAAGCCCUUCCUGCCAGCCCUCUCCACUCAGCCCACCAGUCCCUCUGCUUCCAGUGAUGGGAGGCCUCUCUAGACCUGGCUCUCUCUCCCAUCUCAGUAGCUUCUCUGAGGUGCUGUACACGCGCAUUAACUGUUCCUUCUCCAUCCUCCACCGUGGUACCGAGGUAAUGUGGACUCACAAUGUGAAGGGGCCUGGUGGAUGACUGGGGAGGAGGGCCAUGGGCUUGGCUGUGAGCAGGGGACCCUGCCCCGUGCUUCCCACCCCCACCCUGCUUUUGUGUUCAGGGGACAGUGGGGGCACCCCCCUGUACCCUUGCCUCAUGACAGAUGUGGUGUCUCUCCCAGUAGACCCUGGCCAGUGUCCUUCAUGGCAGGUGGGGGCCUGGGGAGAGAAUCGUAGGGCUUGGGGGACCCUGCCCUGCCUGACUUGAGAACAGCCCUGCUGCCCUUUUGAGCCGAGAUUUUGAAGUGGAUGCCCGUCUUGCCAGAAAUGCUGUUCUCGCCAGAAAUGCUGUUCUCACCAGAAUGCCCUCUCCUCCCCUCCCCUCACUCGACUUGGCCCUACCUAAUGCCAAGCAAAGACCCUUUCCCAGAGGCCUACCCCCAUAUGCCCUCAGAGAGGCUGAGUGUCCCCUCCAGGCAGCCCUGGGCCCUCAGGGCCUUCCUGCCUGUCUUUGCUCCCCAGUGGGGAGGUGACUGUGUUUCCCAGAGUGUGAGCUGCCCUCCUUCCCCUCAAAAGCUGACUCACUGUGAGUGACCUUGGGCAAGUUCCCAAACCUCCUUGUGCCUCAGUUUCCCCAUCUGGAAAAAAUGGGGCCACCUCUUGCCAGCAGUAGCAGGGCCGCCCACGCCCCUUCCUCCCCAUGCCCCCAUCCAGCACUUGGGCGCCUCAUGCCUCUGCCUCAGUGGGUUUGUGGGAGCCCGCCUGAGCCCAGCACUUACUCCCCCUGAGCACCAAACUCUGCGUCUUUCUCAGCCAUCCAGCUGCUGAGAGCCAGGGUAUCGUGCUGUGGGGAUGGGGGAUGCCCUCUUUUCUAUAUUUAUUUCGUAAAGAGAUGUCUCCUAAGGGAGCAGAAAUGCAGGCUGGUCUAGGGCUCCCAGCCCUUUGACUGAGUCCUCCGGUGAGGGUCUGAGGCUUGCCAGGGCCUAUCUCUACGGAGCCCCUGGCCAGACUCUUGGGUCUGCUUUCCAUGUGUGGUCUUUCUCCACCCUUUCAGAGCAAUACCCUUGGGGUCUGCAGAGCCCCGUCAGACAGACGGGCCCCUCCCAAGGUCUACCCACAAGUCUGAUGACAUUUCUAGUGAAGCACAUGAGAGGAGGCUGGGGCUGCCCUCACUGGGUGUCACACACUGAGAGAAGUCCUGUUGUAAAGAAACAAAAUGGAAAAAAGUCACAAAAAAGUUUGUAUAAAGACAUAUUUUUGUACUACAUGGGGACUCUUCCUGCAUGUCAGCAAUAAAACUUCCUGAUCUGGAGCCA
Messenger RNA from Carlito syrichta (Philippine tarsier), 3491 nucleotides. RefSeq names its product serine/threonine kinase 40 (gene STK40). The transcript has 11 exons. The record is from RefSeq and is a predicted model, not a curated record. NCBI's taxonomy places the organism in Eukaryota, Metazoa, Chordata, Mammalia, Primates, Tarsiidae. Gene Ontology annotation, biological process: protein phosphorylation. Gene Ontology annotation, molecular function: ATP binding; protein kinase activity. Bases 52 to 1359 code for a protein of 435 amino acids.